AUGGCUAGUACUUCGCAGCCGACCGCCGGCGCUCCUGCUUUCCGUACCAAAUGGCAAACGGCAGUACCAACACAACCGGAGCUCGGCAAGUUUAAGAGCAACCCGGCCUAUCUUCAUGCAGCCAACCAGCUGGCUACCGAGCGGCUUAAGUUGAGAGCUGCUGAGAUUGAGGCGGCGAAGGAUAACGAGGUCGCCGAACGGGGGUUGGUCUCGGCUGGCUCGGCACUUGGAGGGGAGGAGGGGACUCAAAUUGCCCUUGAAGUCCUAACCGCUUCUGCCUCUCUCAACGAGGCUGGGGGCGAUAUCGCAUCCUCUACUCAAGCCGAGGUAGAGGGCCGCUCGGCGGAUGAGGCUCCUCUAGCGACUCGGAAACCCAGACGGCAAGAGCAAGCCUCUCAGCCGACCCCAUCCGAUGAGCAGCGUUCCGAGCGGGGUGAUGAUGCUCCCGUGAUCUCCGAGGCGGUUUCCAAAGAGAGCACCCCUACGCCGCUCGGCUCUCCCCGGGCUGCCUCCGAGGUGCCACCUACUAGUCCUCCUCGGACCCUGCGUCGCCUUAGACGAUUGGGCGACCGUCCUUCCACAAUUGGCGAGCCAUCUGGCAAAGCAGCUGCGCCUCAAGAUGAUCCGAGCGGCCCGCGGGUGAUAAAAACUGUUUUGCGAUUUCCGUCGGAGGAAUAUUUAUUGGCUGCUGAUCGGCCAAUGGUGCCCGAACAGCAAAUCACUCUCACAGGUCCUCUCGCCAAAGCCUGGGAGGACGCCCGACUCCGAAUCGCUCUUAUGACCCCCAACCAACUAGGCGACAGCAAUUUGCAGCAGGUGACUGGGGACGAGCUGAAAAAGCUCAAAACCUCGGGGGAAAGUAGACAGUCCACGACUGCUUUGGAGAAAGCCAAGAAGCUCUUGGAAGCCGACCGGAAUAGAUCUUCUGACUUGGCGAGUGAAGUGGCUCGGCUCGAGGCUCUAGUCAAGCAGCGCGAUAAGGAAAUAAAGCUCGCGACCAGCCGGAAGCUCAAGGCCAUCGACGAUAUGGACUUGAUGAAGGUGGAAACCCGGGGGCUGGAACAACGCGUGAAGGACUUGGACGACCUACUAACCACCGAACGAGAGAGCCGCUCGGCUGAAAAGGCCAAAUCUGAAGGGGAUUUGAAAGAUCUCCAGGCUGCCCUUGACGCUUCCCAAGCCACGCUCAAAGAAUAUCAAGAUGGGGAGCUCGGCCGGUUGGCUGAAAGCUGCCUGUCACUUGGAUGCUGCAAUUCCAUGGCGAACAGUCCGACGGCACAAGCGGCCACUGCUCUUGCUGUUCUUCAAAUUAAGGGCUCCACUGACAGAUGCUUCAAAACUCUCUUUACUUCAAUCCUUGCGUAG
Zingiber officinale is the source of this 1365-nucleotide messenger RNA. RefSeq lists its product as uncharacterized. The coding region runs from base 1 to 1365 and encodes 454 amino acids. NCBI's taxonomy places the organism in Eukaryota, Viridiplantae, Streptophyta, Magnoliopsida, Zingiberales, Zingiberaceae. The transcript is spliced from 5 exons. The record is from RefSeq and is a predicted model, not a curated record.